Messenger RNA from Zootoca vivipara (common lizard), 1037 nucleotides. It is a transcript of the gene TOMM22, whose product is annotated as translocase of outer mitochondrial membrane 22. The record is from RefSeq and is a predicted model, not a curated record. Gene Ontology annotation, cellular component: mitochondrial outer membrane. Gene Ontology annotation, biological process: intracellular protein transport. NCBI's taxonomy places the organism in Eukaryota, Metazoa, Chordata, Lepidosauria, Squamata, Lacertidae.
UCCGGUGCCGGCCGCCCGCCUCGUCGUUGCCUGCCCUCCCCUCAUUGCAGUCAUGGCCGCCGCGUCGCCCCUUUCCCCCGAGGACCUGCUGCUGCCCAAGUCCGCGGCGGGCAAGGCCGAAGAGCUGGAGGAGGAGGUGGAGGACGACGACGACGAGCUGGACGAGACGCUGGCAGAGAGGCUCUGGGGCUUGACAGAGAUGUUCCCGGAAAGCGUCCGAUCGGCAGCUGGAGCUACCUUCGGCGUGUCACUUUCUGUAGCCCAGAAAAUGUACAGAUUCUCCAGGGCAGCUUUGUGGAUUGGGACCACUUCCUUCAUGAUCCUAGUUCUUCCUGUUGUUUUUGAAACUGAGAAACUGCAAAUGGAGCAGCAACAGCAGAUGCAACAGCGACAGAUUUUAUUAGGACCAAACACAGGAUUGUCUGGAGGGAUGCCAGGUCCUCUGCCGUCUCUUCCUGGAAAGAUUUAAUGAAGCUACACUGGACCCAUAUCAUGGAAUGAAAUAUUGAAAUCAUUUGUUUGAACUGUUUGAUUAGGCCAGCGUUUUUUCUCGUAAACCUUGGGAUAUUAACUAUUCUUAAUGAAGGCAGAACCCCUAUCUGGAUCUCCUGCAAUCUUUAGGCAGUCAUGACUUUUCCAUCCAUUCAAGCAACGUUAUAGGUAACUAUGGAGACUUUGGAAGCUUCUGUUUUGGUAGCCUUACCUCCAGGAAACCACCUCAGGACAUGUUUGGUCAACCUUAGCCUGUAAUUGUCAGUGUAAAUAGUCCUGUGUUCUUCUCCAACUGUAUUUAUUUCAGAGCAGUAACAGCAAGAAAUGGAGUAAAUAUGCCAGAAAAUGCAGCAUAUAGAAGAACCUAGUAUGCACUUGACUCUAUGCAGUGAGUUCUUACUUGAAGAAAGAUAUUUGCCCUACAAUGUUACAUAUUUGAAAAAUAAGGGAAGCAGGAAAAGUCAUUUUUGCCAAGUCUUAUCUGUGCUGAAUCUAUUAGUAUUAAAGUUAGCUAGAGCACUUUUCUAUUAAAGUUUCAGUGCAAA